Egretta garzetta (little egret) is the source of this 1755-nucleotide messenger RNA. It is a transcript of the gene ALDH3B1, whose product is annotated as aldehyde dehydrogenase 3 family member B1. Gene Ontology annotation, molecular function: aldehyde dehydrogenase (NAD+) activity. Gene Ontology annotation, cellular component: cytoplasm. Lineage: Eukaryota; Metazoa; Chordata; Aves; Pelecaniformes; Ardeidae. Gene Ontology annotation, biological process: aldehyde metabolic process. The transcript is spliced from 12 exons. The record is from RefSeq and is a predicted model, not a curated record.
GGCAAGGAGAAGGAAGUGUCGGCACCCAUGCCAGCGUGCCGGCGGGGAGUGCGGGCAGCGCCGUACCUGAUGAGGACAGGCGUGUAGAGCAGUGCUGCGACGGGGGUGAUGUUGAUGCCCAUCAGCACCUUGCGGUCGAUGUCCUCCAGCUGUAUGUUGCUGUACUUCACCUCCCGGGUCAGCACACUCUCUGUGGGGACCAGCAGCUCCUUCCCUCAGCUCGGCAUGCACCAGCACCUUGAGGCCCCCGGGCAGCAGCCCCCGGGCUACGGCAAGUGCAGUCCCGUGGGCAGUGAUGCCGGGAAAGCUGCCGGGUGCAGCACAGGCAGCGGGGGCAGUGGAGGCAUCCAGAAGGGGCCAGUGAUCUGCAGCGCCGCAUGCGCCAACCCUUACGCGGGGCUGGUGGGACGCCUGCGGGCAGCCUGGCUCUCGGGGAAGACGCGGCCCAUGGAGUACCGCGCGGCCCAGCUGGAGGCCCUGGGUCGCUUCUUGGAGGAGAAGAAGCAGGACAUCCUGGAGGCCACCACCUUGGACAUGGGCAAGCCGCCCUUCGAAGCCGAAUUCUCCGAGAUCCUCCUCUGCAAGAACGAGCUCAAUGACACCCUGAACAACCUGUCCCACUGGAUGAAGGACGAGUAUGUGGACAAGAAUCUGGUGCUGCAGCUGGACUCGGCCUUCAUCCGCAAGGACCCGUACGGGGUGGUGCUCAUCAUCGCACCCUGGAACUACCCCAUCCACCUCUUCCUGGUGCCCCUCAUCGGGGCCAUCGCUGCGGGGAACUGCGUCAUUGUCAAACCCUCGGAGAUAACCAAGAACACAGAGAGACUUGUUGCCGAAAUGCUGACCUGCUAUCUGGACAACGACUGCUUUGCCGUGGUGACCGCCGGCGUGGAGGAGACCACCAGACUGCUGGAGAACAAGUUCGAUUACAUCUUCUUCACUGGUAGGUUCCAUGGGCAAUGAGGAAGAGGGAUUCCCUCUGGCCACCUCUUAACAGCCAUAACUGGCCAGGGUGGGAUGCUCGGCAAGAACCCCUGCUACGUGUCCGACUCCUGCGACGUGCAGAACGUGGCCCGGCGGGUGGCCUGGGGCCGCUUCUUCAACGCGGGGCAGACCUGCGUGGCACCCGACUACGUGCUGUGCAGCGUGGAGAUGCAGGAGAAGCUGCUGCCUGCCCUGCGUGAGGCCAUCACUGAUUUUUAUGGCCCCAACCCCCAGGAAUCCCCUGACUUCGGCCGCAUCGUGGGGGACAAGCAGUUCCAGCGGGUGCAGGCGCUGCUGCGCAGCGGACGCGUGGUCAUCGGAGGACAGACGGAUGAGAAGGAGCGCUAUAUCGCUCCCACGGUGCUGGUAGACUUGCAGCCCUCUGAUCCUAUCAUGCAGGAGGAGAUCUUUGGCCCCAUCUUGCCCAUUGUCAUCGUGGCCAACACGGAUGAAGCCAUUGACUUUAUCAACAGCCAUGAGCGGCCGCUGGUUGUGUAUGCCUUCUCCUCCGAUGACAAGGUGGUGAACCAGGUCCUGGAGCGCACAAGCAGCGGUGGCUUCUGUGGCAACGACACCCUGAUGCACGUGACGCUGACCUCGCUGCCCUUUGGGGGGAUCGGGAGCAGCGGCAUGGGGAGGUACCACGGCAAGUUCACCUUCGAUGCCUUCGCCCACCACCGCGGCUGCCUGCACCGGGGCAUGGGCCGGGAGGCCCUCAACGCCCUGUCCACAGCCACGCUUCCCGCCCGGGCCCUGGAGGCGGGGGGGUGA